Messenger RNA from Phyllotreta striolata, 5618 nucleotides. NCBI's taxonomy places the organism in Eukaryota, Metazoa, Arthropoda, Insecta, Coleoptera, Chrysomelidae. The record is from the annotation of a GenBank genome assembly.
CAAAAGUCAAAACAUACUUAACCUAACUUAAUUUUUAAAUUGUGACUUCAAAAGUUGGUUUUAAUAAUAUCAAUUUGUGCUUUUUAAGCACUAAAAUUAUGCUUGGAGAGUUGUUAAUUUCCGUUGAAAAAUCAUGCAUCGAAGACCAAAUCAGUGCGUUACUUCUAAUUACUUCUUCAACUCAAUACCAUUUAGAUCCUGUGGAAAUUGAGGCUGCGUCCAAAGUAUUUUCCAGAAUUUAUAAAAGUUUGUAUAAAAAUGACUUCGAAACCUUCAAAGAAUUACUAACCAGCAACUCCGCUAAAAUCGAAUCGUUCACCAUAAAAAUUUACAACAAACCCUUAUGGUACGCCAUUGUGUGCAAUUCCCUGAAGACUUUAAAUCUCACCAAUGAAGAUAGUACCUCCGAUUUUUUCUUAUGGAUAAUAAACUUCGUACUGGAACACAUCGAUCUUCUGGAUAAAAAUUCUCUUUACUUGCUACGUACUCUUCAGCAAAUAUUGAAUCGAACAAACCUACUUUCAAGUGGAGCCCUCAGCUAUUCUGUUAUUCAAGCAAUGAACCGAAUUGCGGUGUCGCCUUUGUAUGGUUUCAAGCAACUGGCAUGCAGUAUAUCCAAAAUAGCAUUGCAGUUUAUUGAUUGUGAAGAAUCGGAAUUGUUCGAUAUAAACAAUUUGCCUGUUAAAGGCGUCCAUACGUUCGAUAUUGUUGAACUCUACAGCGACUCCUUUGUACAACGAAAUAUAGAGAAUAUCGCUAAGAAAGUACUGAUGAUGUUUUUAAAUCACAUAGAAAAUAAGGACGGGGGUAUUUUGUACGUAAGGCUUUUAUCAUCGUGUGCUUUUGAACAAUGGGUUAAUUUAAUCUGGCCUGUUUUUAUUAGCAACUUGCGCGAAAUUGAGUAUGAAGGGGAAUUUUUUCAGAGUUUAAUUAAAUACUGGAUACCUUUCACUGUAAAUUCUUACAAAAGCGAUUUCUAUACUUUUAUACGAGGGGAACCUGUAGCAUUACGAUUAAAGGCUUAUAUACUGCUAGAAUCGAGGAAGAAUGGCGUUUUAUUCAAACACGAGAGUGUGAUGUACAAUCAAAUAGAAACCAUGGAUUUGGCGUUAAAUAUAAUAUCGACUUAUCGAAAAAAAUCGCUUUGUCCUGGUGUGGAAGAGACGAAUUUCCUGCUAAAUUACCUUUAUUCUAACUUAAAAAGCUACUUGGAAGAUGAUGAAAUACUUUGCGUUCGAAAGUUUUUCUCCCAAUUGAUAGUUUUCGCUCAUUCAGAUUUGAAAAAGAGCGAUAAAAAUUUGGAUUUUUACCGCACUUUCGUUAGAAAAAUAUUCGAUUAUAGUCUCAGGAGUUUCAGGAGCGAAUUUUUUGAAGUCGGGGCGCAAGUUUUAUACAACUUUUUCAAUAUUUUAAAAGGGUCUUACAGAGAAUUAAAAUUGAUCUACAAAUUGGAGAAAAAAGAUAACUACGAAAAAGGCGACAAUCUACUUUUUAUCAAAUUGAACGAAGAUUUACGGAAUUACCAACACCGGAUAUUUCCAGAAAUUAAAAACUGCGUUUCAAGGAUAAAUUUCCACAGUUUAAUUUUAACAAAUUUAAUAACGCAACAUUUUAAUUAUCCUUUUAUCACGAAGGAUUUAUUCGAGAGUAUUCUCGCAGAUGCCGAAUCAGUUCCGAAUUUGCAAAAUUGCGAAAAAAUUAUCAACAGUUCAAAUUUGUUGUUCACCCAGUUUUCUUCCAAAGAAUCUUAUGAAUUAUUAGAAAAAAUUGAGAAUAUGCUACUAAAGAACCUUGAAUCAAAACACCCCGAAGAAAAAGAUUUAUUUAAAAAAGUUUUAUAUCUGGAGAUCCUCGUUGUGGCGAAACAGCGCAAAUUAAGGAUAAAACACAUGCAUAAAAUAGUGGAAAAAUGUUUGGAUUUCAUAAUACUCAUUUUAGAGAGCGAUUUUUUAUCUGAGAUCAGCUACAGAUGCGGCAAAGUCGUUGAAACUUUCAUCACCCGAGUGUUAUUUAUGAUAUCUCAAAAUAUCCAAGAAUUAAGUCCCAUAUCUAUAAUUGUUAUUUUGCAAAUGAUUAUUGAAAGAAGCAACAUGAAGAAACCCGUGUCGCUGAGCGCCGAAUUAAUGAGGCAACUUCUGGAAAAACUGGAAGAAGAAGAAUCUGGAAAACUGUUUAAAUCGCGCCUGUUGAAUCAAACGCUAGACGCUAUCGAUAACGUGCAGUCGAAUAAUAUAAAAAUAAGAAGGAAUCCCGAAAGUAGAUUAGUCAUUCAUGCUAUUUGCGUAUCACAGAAAGAUCCAAAAAAGUCUUUGCUUCAUUGGACAAUGGAGCGCCUGCUGAUGUUAAUUGGAGAUCCCGAAACCACGGAUUUAUCUGCAGCCUCGAGCUUGCAUACGAUUGAAUUGUUAAUGUCCGAUAACCGAUUGCAAAAUCAAACUUUGCGUUACAUUCCCGCCAUCAUUGUUCGAUGCGUCGAGCUUUUCAUCAGGUCUAAUUGGGUCGUUAGAAACGCCAAUCUCCAACUAACCAAAUCGAUUCUGGAAAGGCUCUAUGGUGUAUCGAUAAGCAACAAUUACAGGCCGAAAAACAUAUCGGACAUCCUGGUAUUAUACCCUUGGAUAGGAUCGUACUUUUUUAGAAUAUUAUCGUCGAAACGACUAGAUGACCGGGCUGUUAUCGUGCUGCAAUUCUUCUCCGAAUCGUACAUCAAAGAGACGUUAUUCGAGGACAAUAUCGCCGAGAUCGUGGAGUGCCUUCGGGUUUUGUUGGUGCAUAUAAUUAAGAAUUACCCGAACCAGUACGGUAAACUGGCUGUUAAGUCGUUCGCUUCCAUUUGCCCCAUUGGAGAUAUCCCGGCGGUUUUCGCGGAUAUAGCGAGUUAUAUUGCGCGACAUUUCGCGGAAAUUCCGAAGAAUAUUUUCGCGAAUUUGGCGCUGUUGAUGCAGGAGCUUCACGAGAAGUAUGAAGUAUCGUAUAAAUACCGAAUUGAUUCUAAUGGUAUGGAAUACAUGCGUGUAGUUUGGUUAAAUCUUACGACUUAUCUGAAUACUAUUCGUACCGAUUUGUUCGAUUAUUUGUUAAUAAAAGUUAAAUCGGUUAGGGAGAUUUUAUCUUCGGGAGUGUAUGAUAAAAAUAACAUGUGGUUUCAUAAUAAUUUACCGUACUUAUUUUUGAAUGCGAAUUGCGAGGAAAUUUGUGCUGUACUAGAUGAUAGAAAAUUUCUCUGUAUUCCUGAGUAUUGUCAGGUCAAAAUGCUGAGUAUAUUUGUGCAAAGGUUUGAGAACAAUGAGUUUUCUCUUGAAAAUUUGGAAAGGAUCAAGAAUGCUUUAUUUCAAGUCGCUUUAUCGAUAAGUGAUGAUAAAGUUUACUUAUUAAACUGUUACUUUAAGUGUUUAACAAUUUUCUGUGGAAAAACUGAUGAUGUAUUCGAAACGUCGAUUUCAAUUUCGACGAAUUUGCACAAAAAUAUGAUCGCCCUACUGCGUAUUUCGAAGAACCCUUCUAAUAACAGUUUCUUCAAUGCUAUAAUGGAUAAAAUCAAACGUAACAUUUCCAUUAACGAGGAUUUGGAUAACGAUAUAAUUUCAGUUUUAACAAUCAUUUACCCCAAAUUACCGAAGCAUUUAUGUUCGGAUGUGCUCAAAAUUAUUUUAUAUUACUCUUCGUUGAAUCCCACGCACUUGGGUGCAUAUCACUUUAUAUCCAAAAAUUCCCGAAAGAAUUACGGCGGUAUUUUACAGGCUAUAUGCAGUUUUUACCGAAUAGACAAUUUGAGAGAACACCUAGGAGAUGAAUUUACUGUAAAAAACUUCUUAUCGGCUGUAAAUAAAUUUCUACAGAGCAAUUCCGAGGAAUUCAAGUGCGAUGGUGAAUUUUAUGCUAUAGAAAAUGAUGUGUUGAUACCGAAAACAUUUUUAAAAACGUUGUUUAAAUGUAGAAGAUGUUUUCCUCAAUCGAUCGAAAAUAAAUUGAUUUGAAGAAAUUGUAUUCAUUUUUUUAAUAGAUUAAUAAAGGAGUAGAUUUUCACCUUGAAUUCUCGCUCCUUUUCUAUUACACCAUUAUACGUUAAUCUCUUACAAAUUAAUUUACAAUAGGAAAAAAUGUAACACCGAACAGCUCCGAGUAGAUUUGGUAAACAAUCGAUCACUUUAUUUCAAUUUAUUCGUAUUACAACUAGUUGACCUUUGCUACAUCUUCUUGAAAUAAGUCAUCUCUCCCUUAUACUUUGUUCAAUUAAAUCAAUUUUUUUCUCUCAAAAAAAAACGAUGUAAAAUUUAUUAGUAUAUUUUAUUUUAUAUAAUACAUAUCAAUAACACAUUUUAAGUACAUUAUUUUGUUACGAAUGGAAUAUACAAUUAUCCAAAAAAUAAAUUAAGAGUAGUAUAAAGUCGCAAACUCAUCAGCAUCAGUUGAAUUGACGGGCGUUAAAAAUAUUUGCCCCUCGAAGUUCUGGCAAUCAAACUUAUUCUCCAAUUUCUACAAAGUAAUUUUUCAAGUAAAAUAAUUUUCGAAUCAAAACAUUCCUUACGUUAUUCUUUUUAUGCGCUAUGCAGAAAGUGCACACUUGAUGUCUACCCUCUUUCACGAAACUUAAGCAGGGUUGUUCAAUUGGACCUAUACGAGAUGUAUUUAUUAAAUUUUGUAUUAAUCUAGAUUAAUUAUGAAGAUAAAAUACCUGCUAUUAAUUGUGUUCCCAAAUGCGAAAUGUAGCUCGAAGCCAGCCGAAGUGUUUCUAUUUUACUUAAUUUUCUAUCUUUCGGUUCUGUGGGAAUGAGUGUUCUCAACGUUGAGAAAGCUAUAUUUACGCUAAAAGUAAAUAAAUAAAACUCACCCUGUAUAAAAAAUGACUCUUUGAUGUAUUAAUAUACCAUUCUGUAUAAUUCUUUAUAUAAAAUACCUGUGCGUUCUGUCCCUCUCCCUGGCAUUGGCUUGAUUCCUCUGCUUGACCGAUAUAACAAAGUCGCCCUCGAAGUUGUACGAUUUUCGGCGUUUUUCCUUCGAAGAUCUGGGGAAUCUCGAAUCGCCCAUCGUUCCCGAAAACUGCAAAAAUUCCAUCAUUCCACCGACACCCCGGUCAACGGCUCUCCUAAUUAAUUAACGCCAAUUAACCUAAUUGGAGCGCGCUACGCGGAUCGCUCUCGCCGGCCGAUUGAACACAAACGUUUGAACAAAAAUAUUAUUCGGGAUGGAGCGCGAAGAGAUGAAAAAGAGGCAGAUUCUCGUUUGAUCUGCGGGCUUAGUGCGGUCACCCGAUUCGAAUAAUUUACACGAAUUUUCGCGAGAGAUAAUCAAGUGAUUGGAGACUAUUAUUGUACUGUUUAUAAGAUAAUGAAAUAUAAUGAACAGCUCGUUUGAGUCUGUAAAUGUAAACAAGUAGAUAUAGCCAAUGAAUUAAUUUUUGUAAGCUCCCCUACUAAUAAGAUCGAGCAACAAGUGUAUUCUGAAGGCAUGCUGAAGCAAUUAGUCAAUUUCGAUGAUUUUAACAGAUGCUACUGGAUACGCCUACGCAUCGAUGAAAUAUCGUGCGAUGUAGGAAGUGAUUUACUCUGUUUUGUUUUUAUUGUAAACCAAACGUUUGAGGGUUGUUUUCGGUUCCUGCCAAUGCAAGGUCAUUUUUU